This is a messenger RNA of Oncorhynchus gorbuscha (pink salmon), 2043 nucleotides long. RefSeq names its product potassium channel subfamily K member 15-like. Gene Ontology annotation, biological process: stabilization of membrane potential; potassium ion transmembrane transport. NCBI's taxonomy places the organism in Eukaryota, Metazoa, Chordata, Actinopteri, Salmoniformes, Salmonidae. Bases 58 to 1296 code for a protein of 412 amino acids. Gene Ontology annotation, molecular function: potassium ion leak channel activity. The transcript is spliced from 2 exons. The record is from RefSeq and is a predicted model, not a curated record. Gene Ontology annotation, cellular component: membrane.
CUUCCGGAACACACCCACUCUCCUCUCAGUGCCCACUCCAGUUCGCUCGGAGUGAGGAUGAAGGUGCAGAACAUUCGGACCCUUUCUCUCAUCCUGUGUAUGAUAUCCUACCUGCUUGUGGGAGCCGCGGUGUUCGACGCCCUCGAGUCCGAGACCGAGAGCUCGAAGAAAAAAAUCCUGGAACAAAAGCUCAAUGAGCUGAAGAAGAAGUAUGGAUUAACUCAGGACGACUACCGGGAGAUAGAGAGAGUGGUUCUACAGUCGGAGCCACAUCGCGCGGGGAGACAGUGGAAAUUUGCGGGAUCUUUUUACUUUGCCAUCACUGUUAUCACAACAAUUGGUUAUGGACAUGCUGCUCCAGGCACAGACUCUGGCAGGACAUUCUGCAUGUUCUAUGCUGUUCUGGGCAUCCCACUGACACUGGUCAUGUUCCAGAGCAUGGGGGAGAGGAUCAACACGUUAGUCCGCUACCUCCUCUGCAGGCUCAAGUGCUGCAUGGGAUUACGGUGGACUGACGUGUCCAUGGGGAACAUGGUGCUGGUUGGCCUCCUGUCCUGCAUGAGCACCCUCUGUGUUGGGGCAGCAGCCUUCUCCCACUUUGAGGGCUGGACCUUCUUCCAUGCCUACUACUACUGCUUCAUCACGCUCACCACCAUCGGCUUCGGGGACUUUGUGGCCCUGCAGAAGAAGGAGGCCCUCCAGAGAAGGAUUCCCUAUGUGGCCUUCAGCUUCAUGUACAUCCUGGUGGGGCUGGCUGUGAUCGGGGCUUUCCUGAACCUGGUGGUGCUGCGCUUCCUCACCUACAGCACACAGGAGGGAACCAGGAGCCUGGAGGUGGAGCGAGAGGAGCAGGCAGCAGUGCCUACGAGGCCAUGGGGUGGGAAGGCGGUGGAGGAGGCAGAUGUGGAAGCAUCAGCACGGGACAGAUUUGAUGGGAUGGAGCAGAAGAAGCUGAGGAUGGGCAUAGUAGCCGCUGUAACUUCUCCCUUUCCAUGGAUGGAGGCACCAGUCGUACCAACCUCAUCCUUUGUCCAUCUGAGGAGCUCAGGGGGACCCCUGGGGUCAGGGAAUCUGCUAAGCACCCUGAGUUCUGCAUCAGCGCCCUCUGCUCCUGUAUGUGCUUCAGGCUGUGUGCCUGUGACAGCCCCUUUCCAUCCCGCUGUGAGCACUCAGGCUGUCACAGCAACCCUCUCUUCUACAACUCCAUCUCCUACAGGGUGGAUGAAGCCUCUUGCAGCUCCAGGGGCACCUCAGCCCAGUCCUCCCCCAGCAGCGGUGCCCUUUUCCUGGGGAUGAGCAGUCCUCACACACGGAGGAAGUCAGUAUAGCUACCUGGAUUGUUGGGAUUGACUCUGGACUGAAGUUGCCUUUGUUCUUAUCUUUUGAUGUGAAUCUCUGAGAGGAAUACAGUGCAGAUAGAGAUGCUACUGAUUCUCUGAAGGUGGAACAAAUUGUUUGUUUUUCCUGUUAAAAAAAGGUAGCAUUUAGAGGUUUCUGUUUAUUUUUACAGUCAAAAUGUAGCUUUUACAGAUAUCCUGUUCUGCAUUGUAUUUUGCAAUUGCAUUUUUUUCUAUAGAUAAAGAGAUGAUUUAUACAGGUAAAGAUUGUAUAAAAUUGUGAAAUAAAAAUGUAAUACAUCUUCAAUAUGUUCAUUAUCUUGAAGGAAUUUCCAUUAUUAGUAGUAAAUGCUUUCUUGACAAAUGAAUGAAAGUUGAAAAUAUGGGCAUUACGAUGGAAGUACUUUACAGCACACAAGAGGAAAAGAUCUGUUCCCCAGACCUGCAUUCAUUUGCUUAUUGAGCAAUAGCUUACAUUACACAUAAAUGAUAAAAUAUCUAAAAGUGUUGUAUGAAUAGACUUGUUACCAUCUCUACGUUUCAUCACGAUAGACUACCUAAUGAGGAUGUGUAACACUGAUGAGGGAGAGAGAGAGCCACAGGUGGGGCUAUUCAAACCAAUUCAUAUUUUUAAUCUCAGACGUUCCUUCAUGAUGUCACCUUCGACCUGCAGCUUAUUUCUAGUCUGUAAUAAUCUGUUGAUUUC